Choloepus didactylus (southern two-toed sloth) is the source of this 615-nucleotide messenger RNA. RefSeq names its product zinc finger CCHC domain-containing protein 10-like. The record is from RefSeq and is a predicted model, not a curated record. Gene Ontology annotation, molecular function: zinc ion binding; nucleic acid binding. The coding region runs from base 1 to 543 and encodes 180 amino acids. The transcript has 2 exons. NCBI's taxonomy places the organism in Eukaryota, Metazoa, Chordata, Mammalia, Pilosa, Megalonychidae.
AUGGCAACUCCCAUGCACCGUCUUAUAGUGCAGAGACAGGCUGCCUGCCCCAAGGAGCUUGGGCCAGUGAGGGAAGCAAAUAAGCAACAUGUAAGAUGUCAGAAAUGCUUAGAAUUUGGACACUGGACUUACGAAUGCACAGGAAAAAGAAAAUACCUACACAGGCCUUCAAGAACAGCAGAACUAAAGAAAGCUUUAAAAGAAAAAGAAAAUGGAUUAUUAUUACAGCAAAGCAUUGGAGAAACUAAUGUAGAAAAAAAGAACAAGAAAAAAAGGUCUAAGAGUGUAACCAAUUCUGGUACCAAUAGCAGUAACAGUUCAGCCAGUGAUUCUUCAUCAGAAAGUGAAGAAACAUCUACCUCAUCCUCCUUAGAGGAUAGUGACACUGAUGAAAGCUCUUCUAGUCCAUCAUCUUCAGCUUCCUCCACAAGCUCUUCCUCCUCCUCUGAUUCAGACUCAGAUUCCAGCUCCUCCAGUAGCAGUAGCACCAGCACAGAUAGCAGCUCUGAGGAUGAACCACCAAAGAAGAAGAAAAAGAAAUAGAACUACUCCAUCCUUAUUGGACUUAUGGACUGAAAACAUUAAAGUGAUUCGCUAAAGGGGAUUUAAAAUAUG